This is a messenger RNA of Onychostoma macrolepis, 2940 nucleotides long. RefSeq names its product GTPase IMAP family member 4-like. NCBI's taxonomy places the organism in Eukaryota, Metazoa, Chordata, Actinopteri, Cypriniformes, Cyprinidae. The record is from RefSeq and is a predicted model, not a curated record. The transcript has 4 exons. Gene Ontology annotation, molecular function: GTP binding. Bases 157 to 1035 code for a protein of 292 amino acids.
GUCUACACCAGACAACCCUUCCUGUGAAGCAAGGCUAGCAAGCGAAACUAAAUCUCAUGGAUAGGAAAGUAAAUCGAAACCUAGUUCAAUCUAGCUAUUUGCACAACGUGCUCUUCAUUUAAAACUGUGCAGGACAUUUCUCUAAGACCAUCAACAAUGACGUCUUGGAACUCAUCUUUCUCUUCAAUACUACUGAUGCUUUGUAUAAUUGUUGCAGCUAUUUCAGUAGGAAUUCAGUGGCCAAAUGUCAGGAUCUUCAAGCAACAAAAACAGGAUUUGGAUGAUAUAGUGCAUCAUCCAGGCGAGCCACUCCGGAUUCUUUUGGUUGGAAAAACAGGUGUGGGGAAAAGCACAACAGGCAACGUCAUCCUGGGACAAAAGGUUUUUAAAUCAGAGAUAUCACCCUCCUCUGUGACUGGACAAUGUGAAAAAUUUAAUGCAAUUAUAAAUAGCAGAAAUGUAUCAGUCAUUGACUCUCCAGGUCUGUUUGACACCAGCCUAACUACAGAGGAAGUGGUCAACAGAAUUAAACGUUGUAUCCCUCUCUCUGCUCCUGGUCCACAUGUCGUCUUAGUUGUGAUUCAGCUGGGCAGAUUCACAGAUGAAGAAGCAGAAGCUGUUAGAAUCAUUCAAACAGUUUUUGGUGAGGAAUCCUCCAAUUACACCAUGGCACUGUUCACUCAUGGAGAUCGACUGGAGGACAAAAACAUUCACACAUUUGUGCGGGACAACCCAAAACUGCUCAGUUUCAUCAAAACAUGCAGCGGACGAUACCAUGUGUUCAACAAUCAAGAACAAAAUCCUGAACAAGUCAAUCAGUUGUUCGACCAGAUUGAUAAAAUGGUCACUGGGAACGGUGGUCAACAUUACACCAGUGAGAUGCUUGAAAGGGCUGAGAGAGAGAUUGAGGAAGAGAAACAAUGUAUCCUGAAGGAGACUGAGGAGCAGAAACAGAGGGAGAUAGAAGCUCUAAGGGCUCAACUUGAAGAUGAGGCCUAUGAAAAAGCAUUAAAAAAGUUAAACAAUAAUAAAUGACCAGUUGGCAAGAUACCAAGCUCAGAAUGAUCUUCCAUUCUUAAUCCAAGGGGUCAGUUUUUUGAUUAAGGCAUUAAGCAAAUUCUUAUAUUGAUCACCUUCUGAUGUGACCCAUGUGAAAACUCACUGAGUGUUUCUACUGAAAAACUAAAUUAACUGCAGAAGGCAUUUCAAAUCUCAAGAUGAAUAGUUAAAUAGUCAAGUCAUUAAAAAAUAGAAUUAAAGCACGUUUACCUCCUGGUGAAUGGGACAUAAGAAAGUUUAACUGUGAAAAGAUGAACAUGAAAUGUCUGAUAAAUGUGUAUCUUUGUAGUACAAACUUGUUUGUAUAUGAAGUAGAAGUGUGUAUUUGAAGGUUGGAAAACUCCACACACAGUAAAUUCCCUGGUGUUAAAUCAACACUGCAUGGUGUACAUUUGGGAAACAUAUGUACACAAAGUGGUGUUGAUUUAACACUGAGAAAUUUACUGUGCAUAACAGGCAUCCAGACUUUCAUGAGCACCACAUCAAAAGUGAGUUUUAACUUCUAUCUAUAAUGAAUAAGGAAUAAUUUAUUUUGAAGUGAUAAACAUUUGCUUAAAGGACAAAAACAAGGACAUAUUGUUGCUGGUAAUAAUAACCACUAACUGUAAAUCCAGUGUUCAAAUCAGACAACAGAGAUUGGGAGAACUGGAAAAAAAAAAGAAGACAGAACAUGCACAGAGAGUAAAUGAUGUAUAAUCUUCGGUUUAUUUUGCCAAAGAUAAAAGUAAUAAGUGUUCAAAAGACAGCAUUAGUGCUGAAGAGGGGCUAGGAACACAUUACAAUUUUCAAGCACACAUUCAAGCACUUUUUUCCUGUCUAUAUCAAGAUUACAAUGGCAGUGACAGGAUUAUACAGCAAGAACAACAGUUUCUACCCCACUCUCUCAUGGGUUAUGUAGGACACUGAAGCAUCUCCUUCGAAACCAACAACAACUUUACAUCAUGGGUAUCACCCUCCUUUAUUACACUGUUAGUACUUGGCAUUGGUUUUACUGCUACAAUAGUGGUGCAUUUAUGUAUUUGAAAAUUCUUGUUUUGUGCAAGUCACAAUAAAAGCACUUCAUUUUGGCCUUCAUUUAAACUUAAGAAUAGUUAGCUUUUGACUUGAAGGUAUUAUAUAAUUUCAGUCUACAACUGCUGUAUUGUACAGUAUGAAAAUGUACAAGUGUAGAUUAUAUACUUUUCCUUAUCCUUAUAAAUGUUGAACUAAAGAGAGAUUAUAAUUUAAAAUGGUACAAAAGCUGUCACUGGGGCAGUGCCUUUUCAAAAGGUACUAAUAUGUAAUAUUUAGGUUCUAAUAUUUAAACUUUAUGUAUUAAUCUGGAUCUUUAAGCUACUAAUAUGCGCCAUUUAGAGAUAAAGAAAGUACAAAAGUGUACCUUUUUUAAAAAAAGCCGCACCUCACGGAUAUGCUGUUUUCCAUCAAAUCAAAGCGUAAAUACACGUAGAAGACGUAUCCGUGCAGUGCGGCUGACACAGAAGAGCGUGCGCAGUUUGCGUCCAGUAAAACAUAAAACAAUAGUCUACCAUACACACCCAGAAUUUGAAUGCCUUCUCAAACAGACAAUUGCUGUGUCCCAAAUUGCUCAUUCGUUCAUUACUGCUUAUUUAGUAAAUGUUUUGUAACAUUUUACAUGCAGGAGAAAAGGGAAAAAGUGAGCGAAUUCCAACAUCAUGUAAAUUGAGAAAUAUAUUUGUACUAUACAUGUACCUUACUUUGCGAAACUGAAUAUGCUGUCAUCUCUCUGUGCUUUUGUCUCUUUUGUUGUAUGAGUCAGUGCUUGACUUCUAUAUAUUAGGGCUGGUACAGUACAUGCUGGUGAGCAUCUGUGUGCUCUUUUUGUGGGAGAACACUGCCACCUUAAUAAAAGUAAAAUCAUCA